This is a messenger RNA of Syngnathoides biaculeatus (alligator pipefish), 1056 nucleotides long. RefSeq names its product small nuclear ribonucleoprotein 25 (gene snrnp25). Gene Ontology annotation, cellular component: U12-type spliceosomal complex. The transcript is spliced from 5 exons. Gene Ontology annotation, molecular function: protein binding. Gene Ontology annotation, biological process: mRNA splicing, via spliceosome. The record is from RefSeq and is a predicted model, not a curated record. Bases 418 to 954 code for a protein of 178 amino acids. NCBI's taxonomy places the organism in Eukaryota, Metazoa, Chordata, Actinopteri, Syngnathiformes, Syngnathidae.
AAUUCAUUUUAACAAGUCGCGGCUACAGAAAAUAAUAAUGAAAAAAAAAAAGCAUGCGGAACUUCCCCAUUGACUCAUAGUUUCUUUCCGGUGCUUAAUUUGUGUCGUACAUCUUUUGUUUUUAAAUCCCGUUUUAUUCGUGCAUCUUCCGUCUCCCUUUACCUGACAAGUUUAUUCGUGAUAAAGAAAAGAAAUUCACUCAUUUAUACAACUAAUCGGUGUGCAAAAUAGUAAUUCAUCUGGGAAAAACAUUUUAUGCCGAUGGCCUUUCACAAAGAUCUGUUUCUUUCCGGAGUUUAGUUUAUGCCGUACACAGUUCGUGUUUUUUGGUUUAUCUUCGGCGGUGUUUUAAAUGAAACAAUCUCAUUUAGUUUCUGCAUUGUAAACAAAACACGAAAACAAAUAAGUUAAUUAGUCAUGGAAGAGCCGAGCGAGGAGGUCCCGGGAGAGCACAAUGCGAAGGAAGGAGAAGAAAUGUCAAGGAUGUCAGACAUGACACCAGCUGUUGCUUAUGGCGACGAGGAAGACGUGGAGACUUUAACUCAUGCCGACAUUUUGGAUAUUUUCGAGGAGGGACUCGCUCGCCUCGUGCAGGAUCCUUUACUCUGCGAUCUUCCCAUUCAGGUGACAUUGGAAGAAAUCAAUUCACAGAUUGCACUGGAGUACGGUCAGGCCAUGACUGUCAAGGUUCUGAAGGCUGACGGUGAAAUCAUGCCAAUCGUGGUGGUGCAAGACGCCAGCGUGCUGGACCUGAAGAAAGCCAUUCGCAGGUUUGUGACGCUGAAACAACAGCGAGAAGGCGGCAUGAGGCACAUUAGCUGGAGGUAUGUUUGGAGGAGUUAUAAUCUGGUGUUCCAGGGGGAAAAAUUGGAAGACGACCGCGUGAGGCUGAAAGACUACGGCAUCAGGAACAGGGACGAAGUGACGUUCAUGAAGCGGCUCAGGAAGAAGUGAACGCUUCUACUCCUCCAGUGUCACAUUUGUCUUCGACAGACGAACCUUGUUGUUUUUAUUAUAGUUCAUAUUUUUGCUAUUGAAUAAAAGGUUAUACUAUUA